AUGACCGACAGCGCCCGCAAGGCCGUCGUGCGCGAUCUGCCGCCGACCCUGCCGGCCGAGGUGUUUUGGAAGGCCGUCGAGCCAUGGGUACGCACGGAGCCAGAGACCGCGCGCACGGCUAAACACACGUCGUAUGUCCAGGGCAAGCGCGCCGAGCAGCCGGGGGUGUGGGACACGCCCUCGGUGGCGUACAUUGAGUUUCUCACGCCUGCACUCCUCCUGGCCUUUGCGACGCAUUUUCACGGCCACAUUUUCCGGGAUAGCAAGGGCCACGACUUUGUCGCGUUCGUCGAUGUCGCCCUUAUCCAGAGCUGCGCGCGCUGGGCGCCCACGACGUACGAGCGGUACAAAGGCGCCGUCGAGCAUGCGCCCGAGUACAAGGCGUUUGUUGCGUCCCUUGAGGCGCCGCCCGCCAAAGCAAUGCCCGAUAAGCCCGCGGACAAGGCUGACGCACCCGUGACGACGCCCCUCGUCGAGUACAUGCGCCAAAAACAGCAGCCGUCCGAGGCGCCCGCCAAGAACCGCCAAGAACCGCCCAAGACGCCCAAGCCCACCAAGGCGCCGAAACCCAAAAAAGACAAGGCGGCCAAGGCGCCGCCCAAGUCGGCCCCUGCUCCCCGCAUCACCAUUCUCACCAAGCCGCCGCCGCCGCCGCCCUCGUCCCAUGCUUAG
This is a messenger RNA of Malassezia restricta, 672 nucleotides long. RefSeq names its product regulator of nonsense transcripts 3. The record is from RefSeq and is a predicted model, not a curated record. Lineage: Eukaryota; Fungi; Basidiomycota; Malasseziomycetes; Malasseziales; Malasseziaceae. Gene Ontology annotation, cellular component: cytoplasm; nucleolus. The transcript has a single exon. Bases 1 to 672 code for a protein of 223 amino acids. Gene Ontology annotation, molecular function: mRNA binding. Gene Ontology annotation, biological process: nuclear-transcribed mRNA catabolic process, nonsense-mediated decay; positive regulation of translation.